This is a messenger RNA of Ictalurus furcatus (blue catfish), 2500 nucleotides long. It is a transcript of the gene btd, whose product is annotated as biotinidase. The record is from RefSeq and is a predicted model, not a curated record. NCBI's taxonomy places the organism in Eukaryota, Metazoa, Chordata, Actinopteri, Siluriformes, Ictaluridae. The transcript has 3 exons. The coding region runs from base 887 to 2476 and encodes 529 amino acids. Gene Ontology annotation, molecular function: hydrolase activity, acting on carbon-nitrogen (but not peptide) bonds, in linear amides.
UGUGACCCUGUGUAGGAUAAGCGGUAAAGAAAAUGGAUAAGAUAAGAUAAGAUAAUACUUGAUUAAUCCCCAGAUGGCGAAAUUAGGAUGGAUAUUAAUUUACAAUCAAUUUAUCUUAAAAGGUUUGAAAGAAAGACAGAUUUAUUUUAAUAUAAUGUGAUUAAUUAAAAUAAAAUCAGGAAGGCAAAAACUAAAAACUAUUUGCACUUUUUAAAUGUUGUUUAGGGGUGUAUAUUUUGACCAAAAAAAAAAAGAUUUUCAGAAAAGAACAUGAGCAUGAUUUUACUAGGGAAGAGAUAAGUAGGUUUUUUUUUGUUUUUUACAAUUAUAUAUGAACAUUUGAACAAUUUUUGCCUUUUUUUUGUUGUUGUUGUUUUCAAUAAGUCUUUCAAAAAAAUCAUUCUUGACUUGACUAAAUUGACCAAUGAACGCGUCUCACUCAGUGACGCGUUUCGUUUAAAUCCAAUGGAAUCGCUGCUUUCGUGUGACGUCAUUCCAAAUGCGGAACUACCAGGAAAACACAAGUUGUGUCCAAAUGACGCACUAUACACUGUGCACUUAUACACUGUGUACUUAUGCACUAUGUACUAUAAACCGCGUACUGUAUGAAUUUUAUAGUUAUUUUUUCAUUCAACAUCAGAGUCUGAUAGCCCCGCCCCCUCCGUACGUAAUGACUUCAUUUUCUCGGUUUAUUUAAGUGCAUCAUCCGGGUAUUUAAUUUAAAGUGUACUUUUCCUAUUUGGAAUUUUCAGUGAGUACACUACUCGCACUAAUUAUUAUAUAAAAUGACAUAGAAUAGUGCAUAAGCACUAAAAAAAAAAGAGUCACUUCCAAAUGUUAGGAAUUAACAGAGUAAACAAGGUUGACCUUUGAACUUUUGGCAUGCAUGAUAGUUCCAAUCAUGGCGCUGUGUGGACUCAGGGUAAUUAUUUUAGCAGCCUGGUUUACCGGGACUCAUUUGGCCAAUGUAGCGGAGGAUUUGUUUUACACGGCUGCAGUGUAUGAGCACCAAGUUCUCCUGAACCCAGAGCCGAAGGUGGCUGUGGGACGGAAAGCCGCGCUGCAGCACAUGAACCAGAACUUGGAGGUGUUUGAGAAACAGGCGACUUCCGCUGCACAGCAGGGAGCCCAGAUCCUGGUGUUUCCAGAGGACGCCAUCCACGGAUUCAACUACAGCAGAGUGUCUAUAGCUGCGUAUCUGGAGACGGUGCCGGAUCCUGGAGCAGUGACGUGGAGCCCAUGUGCAGAUCCUGACAGAUUCCACAAUACAGAGGUCCUGCAUCGUUUGAGCUGCAUGGCACAGAAGAAUCAUCUCUUCGUGGUGGCUAACACGGCCGACUGCCAACCCUGCAACAGAUCAGUUGAUCCGCUGUGUCCAGCCGACGGCCGAUACCAGUUUAACACCGACGUAGUUUUUAGCGACAACGGCACCAUCGUGGCCAGAUACCACAAACAGAACCUGUACUUUGAGGCAGCCUUCGACACACCUCCUGAAUGCGAGUAUGUGACGUUCACUACUCCGUUCGCCGGGCGCUUCGGGGUGUUCACCUGUUUUGAUAUAUUAUUCCGGGAGCCAGCUGUGACCCUGGUGAAGGACAUGGGCAUCAGACAGUUCGUAUACCCGACAGCUUGGAUGAACCAGCUCCCCCUGCUGGCUGCUGUGCAAUUUCAGCGCUCAUUCUCUUAUUCAGCUGGCGUCACUUUGCUGGCAGCAAACAUCCGCUCGGAGGCUUUGGGUAUGACGGGAAGUGGGAUCUUUACACCCUGGGAUGCACUUUAUCAUCAUGCCGCAGAGGGCGAGGCUGGGAAACUGCUGGUGCUAAGAGUGCCGGUCUUGGAUCCCUUAUUGCUAGGGGACGCUCCAGAGAGGGCUCGAUUGAAAUUAGUGCCCUUCUCCGGCUUUCCCAAAGUGGAUAAUGGAGAGGAACCCAAGUUUAGACCGUUCCAGAGAGGAGCAGACUCAGAAUUUUGCCUAAAAGAGGAUUUGAGUUGUAAUAAACGGUCUGCUCGAUUUACCUCCACGAUGAUGUACGAUAACUUUACACUAGUGCCUCUACAUGGCAAAGAAGGGAAUCUCACAGCAUGUGACGGCUCAUUCUGCUGCCACUUGCUCUUCCGGAGGACAAAUUCCACCCCCGAAGAAGAGCUCUAUGCCCUGGGGGCAUUUGAUGGUCUCCAUGUGGUCCAUGGGACGUACUACCUAGAGGUGUGCGCCUUAGUUCGGUGCACAGGGCUCCAUCAGGAAAGCUGUGGAGGAGAGACUGAGCAUGCGCAUACGCUGAUUGACUUUCACCUGCAAGCGGCGUUCAGUACCGAGCACGUGUACGCCGGCUUGCUGGGCAGCGGGAUGACUCUGGACCGACCGGAUGAAUCCGGCUGGAAAAGCAGCAGGUUUUACAUGAGCCGAAGAGGAAUGACGAGCGGCCUGGUGACUGCAGUUCUGUACGGGAGAGUCUAUGAGAAAGACAGCGAAUAAAGUCGCACAGCUCUCUUUCUUUCA